AAGGUUCAAAACAGAGGGGCAGGUUCAAUUUAGAAAAUAACAGAUCGCCAUGGGGCACGGAGGCAACAAUGUCAUUCCCAAUGUGCACUUCCGAAAGGUCAAUGGUUGCCAGUCCGGUCGCAACAACCGGGUUUUCAUGCGAACCUGGUUGAACCAGGCUGGCCGCAAGAAGCGUCGAGCAAACACUCGCAAAGAAAAGGCAGCCAAGAUCUUUCCUCGUCCAUCUGCUGGAUUGCUUCGUCCAUUGGUGCACCCUCCAACACAACGCUACAACAUGAAGGUGCGAUUGGGCAAAGGUUUCACUUUGGAUGAGUUGAAAGAAGCAAACAUCCCCAGGAAAUUUGCCAAGACCAUUGGCAUCGCAGUGGACCAUCGCCGACGCAACCGAUGUACCGAGAGUCUCCAGGCCAAUGUGGAACGAUUGAAACUUUACAUGUCCAAGUUGCUGCUGUUCCCCAAGAAGUCUGGCGCAAAGGGCGUGAAAAAGGGUGACACCCCUCGUUCGGAGCUGCAGAAUGUGGCGCAGAACACCUUGAAGGAGAUUAUUCCAGUGCCAAAACCACAGAAGCGCAUCAAGGCGCGAGCCAUCACAGAAGAGGAGAAGUCUGAAUCCGCUUACAAGAAACUGAAGAAGGCACGAACAGCAGCGCACUACCAAGGCGAAAGGAUCAAGAAGGCCAAGGAGGCUGCAGCCAAGGCCGACAGCUGAGAGGCUAAGUUGGAAAGAUGAACCAUUUGUCCCUGCUGACCAAAAA
Molecule: messenger RNA, 755 nt
Organism: Cladocopium goreaui
Lineage: Eukaryota; Dinophyceae; Suessiales; Symbiodiniaceae
Source: the annotation of a GenBank genome assembly